GGAAUUAGACUACUGUUGUGUGGCUUCGAGUUCGCGAUCGGUUUCGAAAUGGCGACUAACACUAAUCCUCCCGUGUGCUAUAAUUGCGGCCAGACUGGGCAUAUUGCUAGGUACUGUCCCCUCCUUGAUCGUAGGUUAAUCGGACAACAGGCGUCUACUAGUAAUGCUAUCGUGCCGGUUCAGACUCCGCUGUUGACUAUGCCCUCGAAUGGAAAUGGUGUUGGUACGAUGGUUCCAGCCUACAAUGGAUAUCACAAUCAGGGCUACUCCAACAUUGGGGGGUUGCGGCAACGUGUCUACAGUUUGGAGGAAAUCGUCGGCAAGAUCAAGGUCAAGCACGAUGCAGACGAGGCUAAAGAGAAGGCAAUCAAAGAAGAGGAGGAAAGGAAGAAACGAGAGAAAGAAGAAGAAGAACGACGUGCAAGAGAGAAGCGUGAUCGAGAGGAACUGCAUAAGGAGCUGAAUGUGAAAUUGGAGGAAAUUAAUAAGGCUUUGGAGGGAAAGAAUAACAACAGUGACGAAUUGACGAAAUUGCGUGAAGAGAUUCAAGUGUUGCGCUGUGGGCAAUGCGUGUCUAACUUAGUAGGACCCUCCACGGUGUCCAACGAGAAGGAGCAGGUUACAAUGUUGCAACGAGAAUUGGCGGAAAUGAAGAUGGCGUCUGAAAGGUGGUUCGCCGUAUUGGAAGAAGAAAUCGCGAAAGAGCAUAGGCUUCGUGAGGAAGCAGUUGCCGAUGCUGAAGCCUGGAAGCAUGAGGCGCUUAGGCCAGGUAAUAAGUGAGGUUCGAUAGCAGUUGGGAUAUCUCCCACUACACAAGUGAGGCAGAGGGCUCGAACUACUCCAGUGGGGCUGGGUAUCAGUAGCAAAAAGAAGGUGGAUGAACAUCUUAAAGCCGUGGUGGAGAGACAUGAGGCGGAGGUCGAGCUUUUGAAAGC
Messenger RNA from Chara braunii, 935 nucleotides. The record is from the annotation of a GenBank genome assembly. Lineage: Eukaryota; Viridiplantae; Streptophyta; Charophyceae; Charales; Characeae.